This is a messenger RNA of Trichoderma gamsii, 1629 nucleotides long. Its product is annotated as beta-glucuronidase. NCBI's taxonomy places the organism in Eukaryota, Fungi, Ascomycota, Sordariomycetes, Hypocreales, Hypocreaceae. Bases 1 to 1629 code for a protein of 542 amino acids. The transcript has 4 exons. The record is from RefSeq and is a predicted model, not a curated record.
AUGUUGACGCAGAGUACCGUCUUUGCGCUUCUCGGCGCCGCUUCGUCUGUGGCUGCUGAUGUAUACACCGUCCCUUCUCAGCCAAACGCCAACGGCGAGCCGUUUGAUGGCUUCGUGAGCUACUCAAUUGAGUUCGCGUCGUUUCCUGAUUUCGCUGGUAACAAAUCAGCUCCAAACACAUUCUCGUACAAUCUCAUCAACAACCUCGGUGCACUAUCUGGUUCCAAGCCAUACAUUCGCGUCGGCGGCAACACUCAAGACUAUGCACUCUACAAUGCGUCGCUCAAGACUUCUCUAGUUGGAAUUGUCGACCCCAGCAGAUCGCCUGACUAUCCAACCACCAUUCACAUUGGCCCCUCGUAUUUCGAGUCAUACAGCACUUGGCCUGGUGUUAAAUUCUCCCACGGCUUGAAUCUGGGUCUCGGUGCUAAUAGAUCGGAGGGAUGGCAGACCCUCGUUGACACUGUUCCUCUGGCCUGCAAGGCCCUCAGCCAUGGAAAUUUGUAUACCUGGGAGUACGGCAAUGAGCCUGAUCUCUUCUCGACAUCGGCUCAGGGACCUGUGCGGCCUUCCACUUGGAAUGAGAGCACAUAUGCUUGGCAGUGGCUCAACGGCACGGCUGAGAUCAAGAAGCAGAUCCAAAAGCACUGCCCGGCGCUAUCGCUCUUUGGAGAACCCAAGUUUAUGGCUCCGUCUUAUGCCGGCACUGGCAAUCACCUCAAGGCACCCCUUGCUUUCCAGGACGGCCUUGACAAGAACAAGGAUAUCCAGCUCUUUUCAACUCAUAACUACAUCAGCGGUGCCACUUCUCCUGGCGUCACCCUGCAAGGAACGCUGAUGAACCACUCCAAGACCGUGAGCUCAAUCCAGGGCCAUCUCCCAGAGUACAAUGCCAUUUUCGCCACUCCAGAAGCACAGAAAGCCACUCCUCUGAUCUUUGGCGAGUGUAACUCUCUUUACAACCAGGGCAGACCAGGCUUGUCCAACACCUUUGGAGCCGCCCUUUGGGGUAUCGACUUCAACCUGUACGCGGCUUCGGUAGGCUUCAAGCGCGUCCAUAUGCACAUGGGCACCAACUAUCGUUACCAAGCCUGGCAGCCAGUCGAGACAGACUUGGCCUCUAGGGGCACCAAAGCUCCUUACUAUGGCAACAUCGCCGUCUCUGCCACCUUGGGCGCUUCAAACCUCCUCCCCGUCAGCAUCACCAACAUUCCUCUAGCCGAUGCCCGCGAAGCCGCCUACGCAGCUCACUACACAAGCCCCUUGCUCAACGGCCAUCUCGCCCGCAUCACCGUCCUCAACAUGCGUGGCUACAACACCACCGUCGACGGCCAGGGCCUUGAACCGCUCCCCAAUCCUCCUUCACGCUCCAUCCAGAGCUACACUUUCGCCGUGAGUGGCGUUCGCAACGGGGAGCAUGUUGGCAUUCAGCGUCUGCUGGCGAAUGGAAGCGACGCCAUCACGGGCAUUACUUUUGACGGAUGGAGCUACAACUAUGAGCUUGCGUUAGGCAAGCCCGUGCGUUUGCACAAUGUCACUGUGGGAGAGACUGCGGUUGUGAAGAAUGGACAGGUCACUGUUCAGGUGCCGGAUUCGUCGGCGGUUGUGCUGAACUUCCCGCUGUUGUGA